AUGAGAUAUUGCACUUUCACACAAAAGAAGAAAUAUAGUAUUGUUUCAUCUCUGGAACUGGAAAUAAUAAUAAUGCAAGACUUUAUCUCAAGUUCUUCUUCUUCUUCUUCAACUUCACUACUUCAAAAACGCCUUCAUUAUAUAAUCCACAAUCGUCAAGAAUGGUGGGUUUAUGGCAUAUUUUGGCAAGCGUCAAAAGACACAAAUGGUCGUCUUAUUUUCUCGUGGGGGGACGGCCAUUUCCGCGAUUUAGCGCUGGCCAAAGUCCAUAACGCUAAUGUUAGCGAUAUGGAAAUGUUUUAUGCGAUGUCAGCGCCAAAUUGUUUUGUGUCGGAGGACGACCUAAUCGUCCACGCUUAUAAUUCUGGUUCCUAUGUUUGGCUUAAUAAUUACUACGAAUUACAAAUUUAUAAUUACGAUAGAGCUAAAGAAGCUCACUUGCACGGUAUUCGGACUCUGCUUUGUAUUUCUACUCCUCAUGGUGUUGUUGAAUUGGGUUCCUCUCAAGUUAUCCAAGAAAAUUUGGAACUAGUCCAAUUAAUAAAGUCAUUAUUUGGACAAAUUAAUGAUCAUGGUUUUAAUUUUGUUCCUUUAGGAGAUCAUAUGGAUACGAAAACAAUAAUUAUGGGGUCCGAUUCAGGAAAUUCGGAUGAGUCUUCGGCUAUGAAUGAGGAUUCACCUAAAAAACGAGCAAGAAAAUCCACAACAGCGAAAAAUCAUGUUGAAGCAGAAAGGCAGAGACGGGAAAAGCUGAAUCAUCGGUUCUAUGCUCUAAGGAGUGUGGUCCCUAACGUGUCUAAAAUGGACAAAGCUUCUUUGUUAGCUGAUGCGGUUACUUAUAUUAAUGAGCUCAAAGCCAAAGUGGAAGAAUUCAAGGCGGUGUCAAGUAAAAAAAUAAUUCAGAAGAGAAAUAGCGUAUCAUCAUCUGCAGUAGUUGAUGGUACGAAUGCUAAUAUUAAUAUGUUUGCGUACGGAAUGGAGGUGGAGGUGAAGAUUAUUGGAGUUGAAGCUAUGAUUCGGGUGCGUUCACCGAAUGUGAACUAUCCAUGUGCGAGAUUGAUGAACGUGUUACGAGAGUUAGAGUUUCAAAUUCACCAUGCAACUGUUUCAAGUAUGAAGGAGAUGAUGCAACAAGAUGUUGUCGUUAGGGUUCCUCAUAAUGUCACUAAUGAAGAAGCCAUCAAAUCUGUUAUCCUCACAAAGUUAAGUCUUGCUUAGCUUACAUUUCAUUUGAUAUAUAAAUAUUACUCGUAUACUAUAAUUUCAUUGUCAUAUCAAGUGUUCCUAAUAUAUAUAUAUGAAGGACACAUAUAUAUAUAUAUAUCGUACGUCUUCUUAUUGAUCAGGUGAAUGUUGUAUCAAAUAUAAUCUACUACUUUUAAGUUAAAGCUACUUAAUUUGUUUUUUCCUUUUCGAUGUUUA
Molecule: messenger RNA, 1422 nt
Organism: Solanum pennellii
Lineage: Eukaryota; Viridiplantae; Streptophyta; Magnoliopsida; Solanales; Solanaceae
Product: transcription factor bHLH14-like
Exons: 1
Coding region: 1-1218 (405 amino acids)
Biological process (GO): regulation of DNA-templated transcription
Cellular component (GO): nucleus
Molecular function (GO): protein dimerization activity; DNA-binding transcription factor activity; transcription cis-regulatory region binding
Source: RefSeq, a predicted model, not a curated record